UCCACCGACCUGAAAGCUGUUGGGCACUGGCCGUGGUGCUGAAACCGAGGUCAAGUCUGAAGGCGGAGCCGAGGUUGAGGAUUGGGGCGGGGGCGGGGACGAAGGAGGAGCAGCAAGGAGGGCGGAGAAGAGGGCCGGGGCAGAGGUGGGGAGAUACGCGCUGGGGAAAAGCAGACCCAGCUGGGCCUAGGAGAAGACGUAUAACAGGAGGAUCGGCACAGGAAACCAGGACAAUCUCCCCUGCUGAAACCCUAUGACUGUCUGCCUCUUCUACCCCGCCGAUAGCUAUGCCUAGAGUGGAACCUCCCAUGGCCAUCUCCCUGCUCUACUCCACAACUCACCCUUGAGCUUUCCCUAACCCAGGCCAGGGGCGUGGGCUCAAUCCUUGGCUCUGGUCCUGAAGAUACCCCUCAGUCUCUCUCCUGUAGGUUCCCCCUCUCUACCUACGUUCCAUGACGAAGCUGCUGCCUGCCCAAGAGGCAGCCAAGAUCUACCACACUAACUAUGUUCGGAAUGCCCGGGCAGUGGGGGUCAUGUGGGGUACCCUCACUAUAUGCUUCUCUGUUCUGGUCAUGGCUUUGUUUAUUCAACCCUACGAUUGGUGAGACAGUAUCAACACACCCCAGGCUGGCUACUUGGCCUCUUCUCCCACUGUGUGGGCAAUGCUGACUUCAGAGCUUAUUUGCAAGGGCAGCCCCCUGGAAUCAAGACCCAUACCUGGUCCUUUAAGACAUGCCAUGUUCUUUGUGGCUGUUGCUAUGUUUCUCAUCAUUGGCUCCACCAUCUGCUUCAGCCUCUUUUUGUCUGCAACACAGCCUACUGUCUACAAGAUCUGUGCCUGGAUGCAGCUGGCAGCUGCUACAGGUUUAAUGAUUGGCUGUCUGGUCUACCCAGAUGGCUGGGACUCCAGUGAGGUAAAGCGCAUGUGCGGGGACCAGACAGAUAAGUACAACGUUGGCGCCUGUAUCCGUUGGGCUUUCCUGCUCGCCAUGAUCAGCAUCAUGGAUGCCCUCAUUCUCUCACCUGCAUUUGUUCUCGGUUACCGGCAAGACAAACACCUCCCCUCUGACUACAAGGCAGAUGGAAAUGGUAGCAUGUGA
Dromiciops gliroides (monito del monte) is the source of this 1100-nucleotide messenger RNA. It is a transcript of the gene LHFPL5, whose product is annotated as LHFPL tetraspan subfamily member 5. Lineage: Eukaryota; Metazoa; Chordata; Mammalia; Microbiotheria; Microbiotheriidae. Gene Ontology annotation, cellular component: plasma membrane. Gene Ontology annotation, biological process: sensory perception of sound; detection of mechanical stimulus involved in sensory perception. The record is from RefSeq and is a predicted model, not a curated record.